This is a messenger RNA of Mastomys coucha (southern multimammate mouse), 978 nucleotides long. It is a transcript of the gene Pgbdf, whose product is annotated as chromosome unknown C17orf50 homolog. The record is from RefSeq and is a predicted model, not a curated record. NCBI's taxonomy places the organism in Eukaryota, Metazoa, Chordata, Mammalia, Rodentia, Muridae. The coding region runs from base 118 to 687 and encodes 189 amino acids. The transcript is spliced from 3 exons.
CCCACCCUCUGUGAUCUAACGGAUGCCCUAGAAACCAUAUGGAGUUCUAUAGGCACUGGGCACCCCCCACAUCCCAGUCCCUGACCAGAGGGAACAGGCAGUAUAGUAUUGGGAAGAAUGGAUAAACACGGCGUGAAGACCCCUUUGUGGAGGAAAGAGGUAGAGGAUCCCGAGGCCAGAGAGGAGGAGCUGGAGGACGAUUCAUCGUCGUCCUCGUCGCCGUCCUCAGUGGAGGAGAGGUCGGACCCCGAGAGCGCGACGGAGACGGAGGAGGACUCCCGAGAGGCGGACGAGCGAGAGGCCCGCUCGGUGUCCUACAGUCCGCUGCGCCAGGAGCCCAGCAGCCAGCAGGUGGCGCUGCUGCGACGCUCGGACAGCAGCUUCUGGGGCUGGCUCAGCCCGUUCGCUCUGCUGGGUAGCCUGGCGGCCCCCGCGGACAGGAAGCGGGGUGCCCCGGAGGAACGGUGCGUGUUGGAGACCCGGCGGCGGCCACCGCGCCUCGGGGGCUGUGCGCGCUGUGAGAUCCUUUUCUGCAAGAAAUGCAAGACUCUGCACAGCCACCCGGCCUACGUGGAGCACUGUAUUCUUGAGCAUCCUGACCUGGGUAAGGUGGAGGCCGCCAGCAACUCUGAGCUCUACCACUCCCAGCUCCUGCGCCCAAAAUGCUCCAAACUCUUCUAUCUCUAGUGAGUUCCACAGAACUGUCCCUUCAAACCGCCAUCCUUAGCGCCUCCCUCCACUGUCGGUUCACGGUUCCACCUGUUGUCUUGCAGAACUAUAGCAGAAACUAGACACUCCUCCCCAGACAGUACCCAGCACCUACAGCCCUCCUGACCCUCACACCUUCAACACAGCCUUACCUGCAUUGUUUUCGGGUCCUCUGGCCUCUAUCCAGGCAUGGCCUGGAGAAAAAUAGCCUCGGGGUUCCCUCUGCCCUCUUAAUAAAUUGCCUCGUUCCCUCUAACUCGGCAAUAAAGU